Messenger RNA from Myotis lucifugus (little brown bat), 2601 nucleotides. RefSeq names its product makorin ring finger protein 2 (gene MKRN2). Gene Ontology annotation, molecular function: ubiquitin protein ligase activity; metal ion binding. Gene Ontology annotation, biological process: protein polyubiquitination. The transcript is spliced from 8 exons. Bases 56 to 1303 code for a protein of 415 amino acids. NCBI's taxonomy places the organism in Eukaryota, Metazoa, Chordata, Mammalia, Chiroptera, Vespertilionidae. The record is from RefSeq and is a predicted model, not a curated record.
GCGGCGGCCAGACUGAGAGGCGGCAACACGACCACGGCCCUCUGUCCCGACCACCAUGAGCACCAAACAGGUCACCUGCAGGUAUUUUAUGCAUGGUGUGUGUCGGGAAGGAAACCAAUGCCUGUUCUCACAUGACUUGGCAAACAGCAAGCCAUCCACCAUCUGCAAGUACUAUCAGAAGGGCUACUGUGCCUAUGGAACUCGUUGCAGAUAUGAUCACACAAGGCCCUCUGCUGCAGCUGGUGGUGCUGUGGGCUCCAUGCCCCACAGUGUGCCCUCCCCGGGCUUCCACAGUCCUCACCCUCCUUCCGACCUCACUGCACCUAUUGUGAAAACUAACUUACAUGAGCCUGGGAAACGUGAGAAAAGAACAUUGGUACUUAGAGACCGAAAUCUCUCUGGCAUGGAUGAAGAAAAGGCUUGCCCAAGUGUGGUGAGUAAUCCAGGAGGCAGUGAUGCCCAGAGUAGCCCAGAGAUGAAGCCGAAUUCCUACCUUGAUGCAAUAAGGAGUGGCCUUGAUUACUUAGAAGCCAGCAGCUCCUACAGCAGCGAGGAGCAGCUAUGCCCCUAUGCAGCCGCCGGGGAGUGCCGCUUUGGGGAUGCUUGUGUCUACCUGCAUGGGGAAAUGUGUGAAAUCUGUAGGCUGCAAGUCCUGCAUCCCUUCGACCCAGAGCAAAGGAAAGCUCAUGAGAAGAUCUGCAUGUCAACAUUUGAACACGAGAUGGAAAAGGCCUUCGCCUUCCAGGCAAGUCAGGACAAAAUGUGCAGUAUCUGCAUGGAAGUGAUCCUCGAGAAGGCGUCUGCCUCUGAGAGGAGAUUUGGGAUUCUCUCCAACUGCAAUCACACGUACUGCUUGUCCUGUAUCCGACAGUGGAGGUGUGCCAAGCAGUUCGAGAACCCAAUCAUUAAAUCUUGUCCAGAAUGCCGGGUGAUAUCAGAGUUUGUCAUUCCAAGUGUGUAUUGGGUAGAAGAUCAGAAUAAGAAGAACGAAUUGAUUGAAGCUUUCAAACAAGGAAUGGGAAAAAAAGCGUGUAAGUACUUUGAGCAAGGCAAGGGGACCUGCCCAUUUGGAAGCAAAUGUCUUUACCGCCACGCUUACCCUGAUGGGCGGCUAGCAGAGCCUGAGAAACCUCGGAAACAGCUCAGUUCUGAAGGCACCGUGAGGUUCUUCAAUUCAGUGCGCCUCUGGGAUUUCAUCGAGAACCGAGAAAGCCAGCAUGUCCCCAACACUGAAGAUGUUGACAUGACAGAGCUUGGGGACCUCUUCAUGCACCUGUCUGGAGUGGAGUCGUCAGAACCCUGAAGAUAGAUGGUUGCCCCUGCAUCUUGGGCUCCGCCAGCAGAGCCUUUCCCAAGUAGGGUGUGCAGAGCUUCCUUUACUGCAGCCCCAGGUAGUGUGUUGCUUGGAUUUGAGUGGGGUUGUAUUUAACCUGGGCUCUCAUCCAUUCUCUAUUAUUACAGCCAUGAGAAGAGUGAAGGAUGUAAAGUUAACCUAACAAGUAUAUGGAAUCACUACUUUUAUAGCUGAUAUCUUAGUUACAUCUCAAGCUCCUCGGGGGGACCAGCUAAACAGCCAGACUGAGUUUUGAUUGAUUGCUUUUAAAACAAACUUGGCUCCUAUCCUUCAUGAGCUUUAGCUCCCUAGAAACUACAUCAACUUGCAGUUGCCCCUAAUGCAGAUUUCUUUUUCUUACCAAAGGAUUCUUCAUCCCUAAAAAUGAUUCCUUAUAGUGAAUUUCCAUAGUACUUUAGUGUGUGGUCAAAACCUGAUCUAUACAGGGCUUUUCCAGAAACAAAAAAUGGGCACUGCACGCCUUAGUCCCCCAGAUCAGAGCAGGCGUCUCACUGUUAUAUAGUCAGUAAGCAAAGUAUAAACCUUCUUCCUUGUAAUGGGGGCUCUUGAAGUAGCAGGAAGUACGAGGUGAUAGAUCAGGAGUACAGCCCCUCAUUUCUGGUUAGUGUUGUGGCCACAAUUGGAGGAAACCUUGCACAUGUGCCUCCAGGGAAACAUGUCCUUAGCUCUCCCCUGUGGGCGUGGUACACAUGUGCUUUUUUAUGUGCCGCCUGCCCAACCUGUCAGUCUUACCUGUAAAAAAACUGGUCCAGACCCAUCAGUGGUCCUAAGCAUGUCUUUUUAUCAUCAGUUGUGAUUUUAAAUUGAAGGAGCAUAAUCUUGUGAAUCAGAACAAACUCACUCUAAGCCUGAAUUUACCUAUUUUUAUAAAGUUAUAGAUAUCAAAUAUUUUGUAAAAUGUAUUAAAGUGUGGGUAGAAAAAAAAAGGUCUAUUCUUACCUGAGUUUAGAGUGCUUUAUCAUAAUUUUUAUAGUUAACUCUUUAGUGACAACACAGGCAAAGGCUGAAUUAAAUUCAUUCCUAGCAGAGGCUCUGGGCCCAUUUCGUGCUUCUUGAGUCCUGUUCCAGAAGGGAUGAACAAAUGGAGAGUUCAAGCUGUGAGCUUAACAUUACUCUAAAAGGAAGAAACAGCCAGUAAGCCUACAUUUAAUUUAUUUUAUUAAAAUAACAUAAUUGAGGAACCAUCAGAUAACUGUAUUUUGUCAGGCGCAAUAAAAACAAAAUUAAAACCCAAAUCAUCAAGAAAA